CUUGGAUUCUGGACGCACGAGACCUUCUCACCAUGGUCAUCCCCACUUCUAGAUAACGGAAUAACUUCUUUAAGGCUCUACCCCCCCUUGUAUCGACACCCGAUACUCCUUGGAAGUUACCUUCAGGAGCUAUCAUCAACCUCAAAUCACUAUCGGCAUGCAUGCUAGAACAGAAGGCCUCGAUCCCGGGGGAAGUGGAACCUCAAAACUAAGUCGAGCCGCGAUUACUGUUGCUGGCGUGGCUUCUCUUGUAGCUACAUUGCUAUCUUGCUUCUCAAUAUGGCUUCAACUGAAGAACUACCGGAAGCCCCUCCUACAGCGUUACGUCGUGCGCAUUCUUCUCAUGGUUCCAAUUUACGCUAUAUCCUCCUGGGUAUCACUUAUUUCACUCAGGGUCGCUUUCUUUGUUGACCCAAUCCGCGACGUAUACGAAGCUUUUACGAUCUACACCUUCUUCCAGCUACUCAUCAAUUUCUUGGGCGGGGAGAGAUCUUUGAUCAUCAUGAUGCAUGGGCGAGCACCAAAAGAACAUCUUUGGCCAAUGAACUAUAUAUUGCCUAAGGUCGAUAUUAGUGAUCCGCAUACCUUUCUAGCAGUGAAACGAGGUAUUUUACAGUAUGCCUGGAUGAAACCUGUUCUUGCACUCGCCUCCAUCGUCAUGAAAGCUACAGGGACAUAUCAGGAGGGCUACGUAGGCCUCAGAAGCGGUUACUUUUGGAGCGGAAUUAUUUACAAUCUGUCCGUUACUCUCAGUCUUUACUCGUUGGGUAUGUUCUGGGCAUGUAUGUCUCGGGAUUUACAGCCAUUUAGGCCGGUUCCUAAGUUCCUUUGUAUAAAGCUCAUUAUCUUUGCGUCUUAUUGGCAAGGGUUCUUUUUAUCGAUACUCGUAUGGUUAAGGGUGAUUCAUGAUGUUGGAUAUUACACUCCUGACAAUAUUGCCCGUGCAAUCCAAGAUGUCUUGAUAUGUUUUGAACUCCCAGGGUUUGCUAUAGCUCACUGGUAUGCGUUUUCGUGGAGAGACUACGCGGAUCAUACAAUCUCGGCUGCCAGGCUCACUGUUUACUUUGCUUUCCGUGAUGCGUUUGGCAUUCGCGAUCUCAUUGAAGACUCGAAAGCCACUUUUGGGGGUGAAGGAUAUGAAUACCGCCUUUUUGAUCCUGGUGAAAACGUAUUGGCGCAUCCAGAAUCCGGUGCACGAGUGGCAAGAAUGAUGGAUGGUCUCAGAUACGAAAGAGGCGGCAAGGGCAAGUAUUGGAUCCCCAAACCCACAGCCAGGACUGGUUUGCUUGGUGCGCCUGGCCCGAGUGAUCGUUCGAGGAGUAUCAGUGUUGGAGAGGCAGAGCGAGGCGAUAACAGGAAGUGGAGAGGAGGGGACUAUGGCGCGCUCCGUGAAGCAGAGAUUGACGAAGAUGAUGAGGCACUCUACGAUGCUGCAAGGAAACUGGAAUAUGGUGACUAUAACUAUCCGGUAAUUACUGCGCAUGAGCCGUGGAGAAACCAUCGGUGCCGUUAUAUGCCUUCCUCUUCUGGCCCAGCUGUUACGACGACUGCAACGAACCAAGCUCUGCUGCGGCCGAAAUUGAACACCAGAAACUCGAACCACCGCUCUGGGAAAGGGAAAGGGAUCGACUCUCCAUCAAAAGCCCCUUUGCUGGGUCGUAAUAAAUCGGCAUCGUCCUCUUCCACAAACUUUUCCGAUAGAAGCGGACUAGUAGAUUUGGUAGUAGAAGACACGGAGGCUGAAGAAAUUGAAAGGGUAAGAGCAAGGAAAGAAGGAGGUCCAGGCUGGAACGAAACCGAACAAAAGAGAUAUGUCAGAGUCUACCCGGACGAGCAUAUGGGUGAGGAGGUAAGAGAGGGCUUCGACCCCCAUAAUACGUCAAUGACUGGCCUAGUAGAAGGCGAUAACAAGAGGGACAAGUUUGAAAUUGGGGGCGAAGGUGAAGAGGAGGAAACCGAUUCGAGGGGGGACAGAGACUUCAGAGCCGGAUUGCUGGAUGAAGGGCAGGGUAUAUGGAAAGAUAGUAAUAGAGGUGAAGAUGCCGCGCCCCUGAGUUACGGGAGUAUGCGAGAGGAGAUAAAUAUAUGGGGACGACCUGACUGAGACUAAAUUUGGAUGGGUAUUUAUUUUCGCUUAGUCUACUAGACAAGCUUCCUUUUUCUUUUCUUUCUCUCUUCCUUUCCUCCCUUUCUUCUUUCCAUUCCCAGUUGCUUCUUCAGGAGUUCAGUUUCCUGUUUUUUAUUCUUGUUAGUUUCUCAGAA
Messenger RNA from Tuber melanosporum (Perigord truffle), 2262 nucleotides. RefSeq lists its product as uncharacterized. Bases 158 to 2104 code for a protein of 648 amino acids. Gene Ontology annotation, biological process: transport. Gene Ontology annotation, molecular function: transporter activity. The record is from RefSeq and is a predicted model, not a curated record. Lineage: Eukaryota; Fungi; Ascomycota; Pezizomycetes; Pezizales; Tuberaceae. The transcript is spliced from 6 exons.